Messenger RNA from Tyto alba (common barn owl), 1737 nucleotides. RefSeq names its product kelch-like protein 10. Lineage: Eukaryota; Metazoa; Chordata; Aves; Strigiformes; Tytonidae. The record is from RefSeq and is a predicted model, not a curated record. The transcript has 5 exons. Gene Ontology annotation, molecular function: protein binding. Bases 19 to 1737 code for a protein of 572 amino acids.
UCACCCGUGGACUGGCAGAUGAGUCCUAUGUCUUGCACCGUCUUCAAUGAGCUUCGCAUGGAAGGGAAACUCUGUGAUGUGACCAUCAGCAUGAAUGGUGUUGAAUUCAAUGCUCACAAGAUCAUCCUCUGUAGCUGCAGUCCCUAUUUCAGGGUUUUGUUUACCAGCGGCUGGAACAACGCAGAGAAGAGUGUAUAUCGAAUCCAUGGCACUUCCCCUGAAAUGAUGAGGCUCAUCAUCGAGUACGCCUACACCAGGACAGUACCAAUCACGGCUGACAAUGUUGAAAAUUUGCUAACCGCAGCAGACCAGUUCAAUGUCAUGGGCAUCGUCAGGCUCUGCUGUGAGUUCUUAAAAUCCCAGCUAUGCUUGGAAAAUUGUGUCGGCAUCUGGAGACUCACAGGUUAUUACUACUGUCCUGACCUGCGAGAAGCGGCGCAGGUGUUCAUCCUCCAUCACUUUGUGGAGAUGACCAAGGUGUCUACAGAGUUCCUAGACCUCUCUGUCAAUGACCUAGAGCACAUUAUUGAGAAGGAUGAGCUCAACGUGACACAGGAAGAUGCUGUGUUCGAAGCUAUUCUGCAGUGGAUUGCUCAUGACCUGCGGAGCAGGAGGCAGCACAUCGCAGUCUUGCUGGGCAAGGUUCGACUGGCACUGAUGCAAGCAGAAUACUUAAUGAACAAUGUCAAAAUGCAUGAUUAUGUGAAGGACAACGAGGAGUGCAAAGCUCUCAUCAGAAACGCACAGACGGAAAUGUACAACCUCAAUAUGCAUGGCCCAACCUAUUCCGAUUUUGCCAACCCGCUCAGUCGGCCGCGCCUGCCCUAUGCCAUCUUGUUUGCUAUCGGAGGCUGGAGUGGGGGUAGCCCGACCAACGCCGUUGAGACAUACGAUGCCCGUGCAGACCAGUGGGUGAACGUCACAUGUGAGCAAGAAAGCCCCCUUGCCUAUCACGGCACUGCUUAUUUAAAAGGCUUUGUCUACGUUAUUGGAGGAUUUAAUGGCAUGGAUCAUCUGAGCAGCGUGAAGCGGUUAGACCCACUAAAGAAAACAUGGCAGCAGGUUGCACCCAUGCACUCGCGGCGCUGCUAUGUCAGCGUUGCUGUUCUCAACAACUUCAUCUACGCCCUGGGGGGGUUUGAUGGACACGUGCGCCUCGACACAGCAGAACGGUAUGAGCCAGAGACGAACCAGUGGACACUGAUCGCCCCCAUGCAUGAGCAGAGAAGUGAUGCUAACGCGACCACGCUGCAUGAAAAGGUGUAUAUAUGUGGUGGGUUCAACGGACAUGAAGGCUUGAUCACAGCUGAAGUGUAUGAUGCCACAACAAAUCAAUGGACGGUUACCGCCCCAAUGAGAAGCAGAAGAAGCGGAGUGGGUGUGAUUGCGUAUGGAAACAAAGUGUAUGCGGUAGGAGGGUUUGAUGGGGUCAGUCGACUUCGGAGCGUGGAAGCUUACAACCCUGUGGCCAACACAUGGCGCACAGUCCGCAGCAUGUUCAGUCAUCGCAGCAACUUUGGCAUUGCAGUGGUGGAUGAUCUUUUGUUCGUGGUUGGUGGCUAUAACGGUUCCACUACUACUUUCAGUGCUGAGUGUUACGAUGAAAACACCAACGAGUGGCAUGAUGUUGAUGACAUGGGCAUACACCGUAGUGCUCUGAGCUGCUGUGUGGUGCCAGGUCUAUCUAAUGUCCGGGAGUACGCUGCCAGGCGAGACCGCCGCAGGGACAACUCUUAG